GUCAGGUAUCACAUUUACACUGCCGCAGACCAUAGAUUGAUGGUCUUGUGUCAGUUUUUAAUCCAUAUCGCCACAGUAAACAAGAAAGAAAACUCCCAACGCUGAUUUCAGAUCUGUUUGGACCAAGUGCUCCGUGUGUGUGGUUUUCCAACCAGAUCGUCGGAAUAAUACGUCACUUCCGUCAACACCCGGAGACAACCCGGAUUUCUUCGAUUGUGUGAGAGGUUUUUUUGUUGCAAUUACUUGUCUAAACCUCACUUUUACCCGUCUGUUAGGGUGAACCUCCAGUGAAGUUGACCAGUUUUGUUCUAUCGUCGACGCGUUUGAAACAAAGACAAAGAAGCCACUGUUAGAAAAAUAAGUGACGCAUGCAGGUUCCAAAGGGUGAGAACUGCCAGGUGGACAUGGAGAGCAAAGCUGGAGAUGUUUUUGGUGCUGAGGAUGCUCGUCUGACGGGCACGGCUGGUGUAACUGGGAUCCUUGCUAAGCUGGGCCUCCCCAAAGGCUUUUCAGCCAGCGUGGCCAAAGAGUGGCUGGACCGGCGACGGGUGUCCAUCCGGCCGUGGGCCAGUUUUGCAGACCAGCGCAAAUUCUCCAAGCCACGCAAUUUCGGCGAGAUGUGCCAGCGCGUGGUGAAGAACGUGGACACAUACAACAGCAACUACACUUUCAUCUUCCUUGGUCUCAUCCUUUACUGCAUAAUCAGCUCUCCUAUGUUACUGAUAGCGUUGGCCGUGUUUGUUGGUGCCUUCUACAUCAUCCACCUUAAAUCGCUGGAGUCCAAGCUGGUGAUCUUUGGCAAGGAGCUGACUGUCCCGCACCAGAUGAGCCUGGCCGGAGGAAUCUCCUUACCAGUCUUCUGGUUGGCUGGAGCCGGAGCUGCUGUCUUUUGGGUUCUGGGUGCGACCUUGUUUGUGAUUGGCAGUCACGCCGCAUUCCGAGAGCUGGAAAACUCCGAGAUGGAAGAGCUGCUCAUGGAGCCCGUGUGAUACACGUAACUUUGGUUUCAACGCAUUGCUGUUACACACGUAUGAUCAUAAUCAUCGUUUUACGGCGCAUUCAAGUACCGGUACAUGAUCAUGAAAUGCCAUAUAUGACUUCUUUUAUACACGGACGCAUCUUAUGUCACCAUAUUGUAUUGUAUUGAUGCACCUCUAAAUGCUACUAAAGUGCAAGUUUUGAACACA
Molecule: messenger RNA, 1187 nt
Organism: Hippocampus zosterae (dwarf seahorse)
Lineage: Eukaryota; Metazoa; Chordata; Actinopteri; Syngnathiformes; Syngnathidae
Gene: rabac1
Product: Rab acceptor 1 (prenylated)
Exons: 6
Coding region: 369-989 (206 amino acids)
Cellular component (GO): Golgi apparatus
Source: RefSeq, a predicted model, not a curated record